Messenger RNA from Ramularia collo-cygni, 885 nucleotides. RefSeq lists its product as uncharacterized. Bases 1 to 885 code for a protein of 294 amino acids. The transcript has a single exon. The record is from RefSeq and is a predicted model, not a curated record. Lineage: Eukaryota; Fungi; Ascomycota; Dothideomycetes; Mycosphaerellales; Mycosphaerellaceae.
AUGUUCAUCGAGGUGAAAGACAUGCCCAAAGAGUACGAACAUUUACGAACCUGUCUUCAGAUCGAGCAGACAAGAUGUCUCCUCUGGGGUGAAAAGGUUGGCCUGGCAGAGGACCUACUCGAUCAACCAAGCAAACUGUUGCAGCUGAACAGUAAUCUGGUGGUGGAGAUCCUGCAACAGGUCCAGUCUUCAUUCCGAGCGUGUCUCGCAGUGACCACAAAAUACGACCCUCUCACCGCUGCACAAAGUUCGGUGAAUCAGAUUCCCAGUCAGCGAGUCGAGGACAUCCGGAAGCUCAACUUUCUGGAGAAAACGUUGACGGUCUGGAGCAAAGGCAGCCGGGUCGCAAGUCGAGUCAAUUGGGCGAUGCUGAGGAAAGGUGGCCUGGAGAGACUGAUUUCCCGACUGAUCCAGUAUAACAAUCGCAUGGAGUCCUUCCUUGAUCGCAGCAGUGUAGAGGAGCUCCGUGUGGAGCAAAUACAGACGCAUCUGGCAUUGCUCCAAGUGGCCAACGAAUUAGGACAGAUACAUGACCUCGUACGUGCCGUACGUUUCACGAAURGAGGACUGGACGGCGGUUCCGAAUCCGAAAGCAUCUUUUCUCAGGCGGAAACGCUCGUCGAGGAGCCACGACAGUCGCAAUCUCUAGUGUUGGUGUCACUGGCUGAGUUCAAAGCACACCAUUUGAGGUUGACGCUGAAUCCAGCACGGCGUGAUGGGUUGAGCUUGUCAAGUGGCGAGUUCUCCUGGCCCGAGGGUGCUAAAUCCACAGGACGUCAGUCAGCAGAGUACCGGGGUCAAAAAGUGUGGAUGGAGUGGCGAGAAAGCGUGGAUGAAGCCCUCUCUCUCAGCGACCGUACCGCGAGACGGUCGAGAAGCGGGUGA